Pygocentrus nattereri (red-bellied piranha) is the source of this 3924-nucleotide messenger RNA. RefSeq names its product trichohyalin-like. The transcript is spliced from 9 exons. NCBI's taxonomy places the organism in Eukaryota, Metazoa, Chordata, Actinopteri, Characiformes, Serrasalmidae. The record is from RefSeq and is a predicted model, not a curated record. Gene Ontology annotation, molecular function: GTP binding. The coding region runs from base 157 to 2436 and encodes 759 amino acids.
GGUGCAGAGGAGUGUAGAAAACAUGUCAUUUUCUUUGCAUUAUUUGCAGCAAGAGUAGUGAAAAGAAAAGGAAGGUGGAAACUGACACCAGUAUCUCAUCUGAAGUUCUGAGGACAUCAGAAGUGUAGAAGUGAAGAGAACCUUCAACGUAAAACAAUGGAAACCACAAACAAAGCUGAGUUUACGCUCGUGAUCCCCUGUGACCAAAUAGAGUCCCUUGGCCUGAGUGUCACAAUACCCUGUCACCUGUCCCCUGAAAUCAGUGCUGUUGCCAUGGAAAUCAGGUGGUUUAAGGGGACAAACUGUGUAUGUCUUUAUAAGAACAGGCAGGUGACAGAGGGGAGGGGCUACGAGGGCAGAGUGAGCCUGUUCAAGGAGGAGCUAGAAAAAGGAGAUGUGUCUUUACAGCUGAGACAGUGUGAAGAGCAGGAUACAGGAUGUUACCUGUGUCAGGUCACCAGUGGCUUUAAAACAGAAGAGCUAACAGUAGCAAUGCAGAUGCUCAGUGAUAAGUUCGGCUUGAUCCAUAAACUGGUGAAGGUGGAGGGAGCCUGGACUGAAGAGGAGAGAAUGAAAAUGGAAGAAUCUGUUCUACUGACUGAGUUCAAAGCAAGUAACAUGAUGGAGCUCUUCAAAAGAAUUAAUGAGGAAAGAAUUCAAGAGAAAGAAAAACUGCUACAGCAACUGAAGGAGGCCUGGAUGGACCGGGACAACGCUUUGAAAGAACAGAAAAAAACUGAAGCUCAGAUGCAACAUAUUGAAAAGACGCUAACAGAGAGAGAUCAACAGAUAUGUACUUUAGAGGCUGAAAUGGAGAGAUUCAAACAACUGGAAGAUCCACAGACUACUGAAAACAUUGACACAUUAGAUCUAGACACUUCAUGCCAGAAAAGAAGGAGUCAAGAUCAACCCCCAAACAUGGAAAUUGUAGCCAUUGUAGCCUCUCCAGUUCCUGCAUCAGAGCUCAGGCUGGUGCUGCUGGGGAGGACUGGAUGUGGGAAGAGAGCAGCAGGAAACACCAUCCUGGGCAGAGAGGAGAGCAGCCAGGCUGGAGCGUCUACAGUGGGGCAGCAGAGUGAGAGCAGACAGGGGGAGGUGGCUGGGAGGCAGGUGACUGUGGUGGACACUCCUGACUGGUUCUGUCCUGAACUCUCUCUGGAGGAGCUGAGACAGGACGUGGGACUCUGUGUCCGUCUGUCUGCCCCAGGACCCCACGCCUUCCUCCUAGUCAUACCAGUGAAGCAGUCUACAGGAGAGGAGAGAGGCAUGCUGGAGAAAAUGGAGGAGAUUUUUUGGGAGAGAUGUUGGAGGAACACCAUGAUCCUUUUCACUGUUACUGAUGAAGUCCAAGAGAAGAACAUUGAAGAGUUUAUCCAGUCAGGAAACCAGGAGGUCCAGAGACUUGUAGAGAAAUGUGGGAACAGGAUUCACUGUCUCAGCAUUAAGGAGAGUGGAGAUGGUCGUCAAAUCUCAGAGCUGCUGGAGAAGAUAGAGGAGAUGGUUGCAGGAAAUGAAGAGGCUUUUUACAGCAGUGAGAUCUACCAUGAGAUCAGGGAAAUGGAGAAAAGAAUUAUUAAAGAAAGAGAGGAGAAUAAAAAGAGAGAGAUAGAAAAAUUUAAGGAGAAACAAGAGCAGGAAAUCCAUGAUGCUUUGAAGAGCAUAACAGAACAAAUCCAGGAGCUUGAGGAGAGACUCCAGCAACAUGAGCAGCGAAUAACUGAACUUGAGAGUUUACUAAAAGAGGAGAGAAGUGACGAGAUAAAAAGAGAGCUGGGGAUGAAGCUGCAGAGAGAGAUUCAGCAGAAAGAGGAGAUUCAACAGCAGCUGAGAGAACUGAAGGAAAAGUGGGACAAAAUGAAAAGUGAGAUGGAGGAGAGACACAGACAGGAGAUGGCAGAUGUCAUUGAGAUGUAUGAAGGUAAAGCCAGGAUUGAGGCAGAGAGGAACCUCAUGAAUAUCAUCCUGCCUGAACUCCACCGUACAGUCUGGGUUCUCAUCUCAAAGAUGCAGAAACAAUUCCUGGUGAAGAUGGAGCAAAAGGACAGAGAGCUGUUGACCCUCAAACAAAGACUGUCUGAGCUCACAGAGACUUACAGACAACUGGAAGUAGAUUAUGAGGCUUUGAGGAGCAGAGAAAGCACCGACGCAGGAAGAGAAGAAGAGAGAGAGGGUGGAGCAGCAGUUGGAGGAGAUGGAGGAGUAGAGGAAACUCAAGAUGAAGUGGGAAGAUUGUCCGAAGCAGAACAAGACGAUGGUGAUGAGAAACGAAGUGAAGGACAGAGGAAAGGGGACAAAGACAGGGGUGAGGCUGAGAAGACAGAAGCAGGUGUAGAAGGGGAGAACAGACCAGAUGGCCAGGAGGAAUCCAGAGGGUGGAUACGUCGAAUCUUCCGCUGUUGUUUUUCUCGACUGUAUGAACCUGUAGAGAUGCAGUAAACAUAAAACGAACUAAAGGGUAACACUUUACAUUAAGGGUACACAACCUGCCAAUAAUAAGGCAUUUACUAAUGGACAAUUAAUCAGAAAAGGAUGAGUCAUUAAUCAGGAACAAAUGAAUGUGUCAUAUAUUAUGACACAUGAGCCUUCUAAGCUCAGUUGGUUUCACCCUAUCCAUGCAAUUUAUAUGAUGACCUAUGUUGCACUGGGUUACAACAUAAACAUAAACUCUUGUGUUUAAUUAGUUUAUUUACGGAAAAUAGGCAUUUAUUUGAAUUAAAACUGUGAAUUAUCUUAAUGUAUACCACCAUUAUUAUGAAAAAUAUAUACCACCUUUGGAAAAAUAAAGAGGGUUUUCCUGUUUACAGCUGUUAUUCUUUUAAAUAAUUAGUUUCAUCUAAAAUUUUUCAGUAAUGGAAAUAGCAUUAUGGAACAAAAUGCUCUUCAACUGUUUCCACAGCUGGAAAUUAUGCCUAUUUUUCUUCACCAGAAGGUGCCAAUAAUUGUGGAAAUUGCUACAUGUGAAGCAAACAUAGAGUCUUGAGUGAAUAUCUCUAUCUUUCUUUAUUGUACAGUUGAGUUAUGCAUAUGUGUGCUGGAUUAGAUGUAAUGUUUCCAUGUGGUAUUGCUUAGGGGAAGCCCAGAUACAGAUAUUUGCUGUUUGUUUACUUAUGUUGUGAGCAUGGUUACAACAUAAAGUCACUGUAAAGCCUGUUUGGCUGUUCUUACAGCAUGCCCUUAUUAACUACAGCGUGUACCAGUGUCCUGUAACUGCAGUCCUGUGUAUGAAGCUAGUACUCAUUGUAGACGUCCAGACACAGGUAUCUGCUGUUUUAUUGGUUUUGUGCUCCACUGUGACAGUAUCAAGUUAGAGUAUAGCCUGUUUACCUGGUUUUAAAGCACGCAUUUCUUGAUUACAGUGGGUUGCAGUAUCCAGUAGUGGACGGCAGCCUGAGUAACGAGGGGGGAGUGGAGCCCUUGUUAAGGCAGACGUGUCAGAACCUUUUGUUUCUUUUAGAAGCAAGAUUUAUUAAAGUUGUUUUUUUAUUGACUUAAGAAUUGAGUGAGUUGAGUGCCAACCUUUAUUUUUGGGCCAGUGUUAUAUCUCUUUGUUCAGUAGUAAUUCUGACCCUGGGAGGCCUGGUAGGAAGUGGAAAGCGGUAGUUUACUGUUACCAUAUUAAGUAAACUUAGCUGAGGAACAAGCUUUGAUGGUUCUUUUUUGAAGUGUAGUGUUUUUUUAUGUACUGAUUUAUUUAGUUGAUUUAUAUCUUGAUUCGGAGUGUUUUGAUUUGAGCCCUUAAUCCUUGUAAAUCGUUUAUUUUAUUCUAUGGUUGUACUGCUGAUUUUCCAUAUUUUCCAGUUAUAUUGAGAUUGAUCCUUAAAGGUACCAUGCUGUAACAGUCAAUUCUGGUUUUGGCCUGCUUCUCCUGUGUGUUGUAAAUCUUAUGAGUUUUGACAUUUUUUUAAUAAAUAAUAUUGUGUGAAA